AUGCCUCGCGAGAUUGUAACUGUCCAGCUUGGCCAAUGUGGAAACCAGAUGGGCUCGGUUUUUUGGCAGCGCCUGUGCGCGGAGCAUGGAAUUAGCAAAGACGGCAUCCUUGAAGAAUGGGCAACAGAGGGAGGAGACCGUAAAGAUGUGUUUUUCUAUCAGGCUGAUGACGAGCAUUAUAUUCCACGCGCUAUACUUGUUGAUCUUGAGCCCAGAGUGAUCAACAACAUUCUUACAUCUCCUUAUGCGAACUUGUACAAUCCUGAAAACAUAUUUGUAUCGAAAGAUGGAGGCGGCGCAGGAAACAACUGGGCUCAAGGUUACUCUGCAGGAGAGAGGGUGUAUGAAGAAGUCAUGGAGAUGAUUGAUCGCGAAGCAGAAGGAAGUGAUUCGUUAGAGGGUUUCAUGCUUAUGCACUCAAUAGCUGGUGGAACGGGAUCCGGAAUGGGAUCCUUCCUGCUUGAACGUUUAAAUGACAAGUUUCCUAAAAAGCUGAUACAGACGUAUAGCGUGUUCCCUAAUGCGCAGGAGGGAGACGUUGUUGUGCAGCCAUAUAACUCGCUGCUUACCCUCAAGAGACUUGUGAACCAUGCUGACUCAGUCGUCGUUUUGGACAAUGGGGCCCUUUCGAGGAUUUCUGCGGAUCGUCUGCAUGUGCAGACGCCUUCCUUUGACCAGACCAAUCAGCUGGUUGCAACUGUAAUGGCCGCCAGUACUCAGACAUUACGAUAUCCGAGCUACAUGAACAAUGACCUUGUCGGAAUCAUCGCUUCCUUGAUCCCCACACCUCGCUGCCACUUCCUGAUGACUUCAUACACACCAUUCACUAGUGAUCAAAUCGAUAAGGCAAAACCCAUCAGGAGAACAACAGUCCUCGAUGUUAUGCGCCGUUUGCUCCAACCCAAAAACCGCAUGGUCUCAACAACACCGAGCAAAACAGCUUGCUACAUAUCAAUUUUGAACAUCAUUCAAGGCGAUGUUGAUUCCACUGAUGUGCAUCAAUCGCUACUCAGAAUUCGUGAGCGUCAGCUGGCGAAUUUCAUCCCCUGGGGCCCCGCCUCAAUACAGGUAGCGUUAACUCGCAGGUCGCCUUACAUUCAGACAAACCAUCGCGUUAGCGGUUUGAUGCUCGCCAAUCAUACGAGCAUUGCCUCUCUAUUCAAGCGGAUGUUGGAUCAGUUUGACCGCCUCCGAAGGCGUAACGCCUUUUUGGAACAGUACAAGAAAGAGAAGUUGUUUGAGAAUGGUCUUGAAGAGUUCGACGAUGCGAGGGCAACUUGUGAAGAACUUCUAAAAGAAUAUAAAGCAUGUGAAAGCCCUGAUUAUAUCUCAUAUAACGGCGACACGGAACAGGCUUCAUAA
Messenger RNA from Psilocybe cubensis, 1362 nucleotides. RefSeq lists its product as uncharacterized. The transcript has 10 exons. Gene Ontology annotation, biological process: mitotic sister chromatid segregation; cytoplasmic microtubule organization; microtubule nucleation. Gene Ontology annotation, cellular component: spindle; microtubule; cytoplasm. NCBI's taxonomy places the organism in Eukaryota, Fungi, Basidiomycota, Agaricomycetes, Agaricales, Agrocybaceae. Bases 1 to 1362 code for a protein of 453 amino acids. The record is from RefSeq and is a predicted model, not a curated record. Gene Ontology annotation, molecular function: GTP binding; structural constituent of cytoskeleton.